AUGUCUUCUCACAUCGAGAACUUCCUGGCCAUGGAACAAAAGCAGAAUCGUCCCAUUCCCCAAUGGAUUAAAAUGAAAACUGGUAAUUAUAUCAGCUACAACUCCAAGAAAAGACACCAGAAAAGAAUCCAGCUGGGUCUCUAA
Messenger RNA from Chrysochloris asiatica (Cape golden mole), 144 nucleotides. Its product is annotated as putative 60S ribosomal protein L39-like 5-like. Gene Ontology annotation, cellular component: ribosome; cytosolic large ribosomal subunit. The record is from RefSeq and is a predicted model, not a curated record. Lineage: Eukaryota; Metazoa; Chordata; Mammalia; Afrosoricida; Chrysochloridae. Bases 1 to 144 code for a protein of 47 amino acids. Gene Ontology annotation, molecular function: structural constituent of ribosome. Gene Ontology annotation, biological process: translation. The transcript has a single exon.